CUCUGUCUGGCGGCCGAGUCAGCUGACUGCCGCGCGGACCGGCCGGUGCGGCGACACUGGGAGAUAGGAGAGGCGCGGAAGGGGUGUGCAGGGAGGUGCCGAUAUCGUCUCGGCAAGAUGUGGUGCUGGAUACGUUGUCUUACAGACUCCAUUGUCUUCAUAUUAGGGUGGUUUGUCUUGAUCACCGUCAUGAUGAAAAUAAUCUUUGGGCCCACUCGUGUUCAGCAGCUCAGAGAUAAGGUAUUUGCCGCGGUUAUGAACUUCAUUAUGAAGGAUUCACUUCGGAGAUCUUUUGAAAGCACCAAGAAAGAGCUCUUCUCCAGCCUUAAGGCAGUGAAGUCGGCGCAUCUGGAGCUGCAAAAGAAGAAUGCGUUGAACAUCCUGGAGGUGGGCGUCGGCACGGGCACCAACCUCGAGUACUACCCGGCCGGCUCGCGGCUGCUCUGCGUCGAUCCAAACGCGGCAUUCGAGAAGUACUUCCGGCGCGAGUGCGAGCAGAAGGCGGCGCAUCUGGACCCGGACAUUCAGUUUGUGACGGAACGCGGCGAAUCGAUGCCAUCAGUGGCCGACAGCUCGGUGGACGUGGUCGUCAUCACGCUCGUGCUCUGCAGCGUCUCACACCUGGACCAGAUGCUUCGCGAGAUCCUCCGCGUUCUCGUGCCGGGUGGCAAGUUCUAUUUCUUCGAGCACAUCGGAGACGAGCCGGGCACGUGGCGGCGUCGCAUUCAAAACGCGCUCUCGGACAGCGGGCUGUGGCCGCUGCUGUUCGACGGCUGUGUGCUCAACCGUGACGUCGAGCCGGUGCUGACGGCGGUUGGCUUCAGCGCCAUCGAACACCAUACUGUGCUCGUCGCCGAGAACAAGGCGCGGCCGCGCUCGUCACCCAGCGUGGUUGUCAGCCCCGUCAAUCCGAUCCUGUACGGGGUGGCCACCAAGUGACGCGUACACUGCCGACCGGGGAUUGGCUGACGCGCAGAGAGUCCCGAGGGCUGGUGCGGGCUCGGCCCGCUCGGGCGGUAGGUGCCAAUCGGUGGCGCGCCGUGGUUGGGCAAUGGGAGCGGCUGAACUGGAUUCUACUUUAUGAACAGUGUUGAUGCAGAUUCUCAUCGUGGUGGAUGAGUCCUGUAUGAUUUAAUGCACUGGUCGUGGCGUUGGAAGGAAGCGCCAUAUUUGUCUUCUAAGUUUGGUGUGUGACCACGAAGUGAACCGAUAAACUGCAUCCAGCCUCGGAACUCCUUCCAUCCUUGAGUAUGAACGAUAUGUUAACAUCAUUGCAAAGCAAAUGUGAAACCUUCUUAUGUGAUCUUGAACUGAUAUUCUAGAUUAUGUGGGUACGUUCACCGAGGUGCAACAUGGCUUUGCUUGUAUGAUGAAAAUAAAGUUGAACAAGGGGGAAGCAUAA
Messenger RNA from Pollicipes pollicipes, 1402 nucleotides. Its product is annotated as methyltransferase-like protein 7A. Gene Ontology annotation, molecular function: S-adenosylmethionine-dependent methyltransferase activity. The transcript is spliced from 5 exons. Lineage: Eukaryota; Metazoa; Arthropoda; Thecostraca; Pollicipedomorpha; Pollicipedidae. The coding region runs from base 118 to 939 and encodes 273 amino acids. The record is from RefSeq and is a predicted model, not a curated record.